Messenger RNA from Spodoptera exigua (beet armyworm), 1549 nucleotides. The record is from the annotation of a GenBank genome assembly. NCBI's taxonomy places the organism in Eukaryota, Metazoa, Arthropoda, Insecta, Lepidoptera, Noctuidae.
CUGACCUCUAUAAUAAACGCUGGACUGGCUAUCCCUAACAAAAUGACAGCUAUUUUCUGUGCCGAUUCAAAGCGCCCCGGUGAGAGUACUGAGAACUAAUUAAAUUGCAAAUGGCCGUUGUUUGUUGUUUAAAUGCGAAGUAUCUUUGCGGAAUAAUACGUUUUUUAAAGUAUUUACUGCGAUUGUGACAUAAAUUAAGUGCUAUAAUAGUGACAGUUAUUGUAUCAUAGCUUCUAUUUAUUGGACCAACAUGAAAUCGUGCGUAUAUUGUAAAACACGAUACGAAAAGAGCAGUGGCGUCACUUUUCACAAAUUCCCCUCUGAUGACACUCUGAAACUUUGGUUAAAAAAUAUGAAGGUUGUCAAUUAGACUCCAAAAAUGUAUAAUUAUCUCUGUUCUAAACACUUCAUGGAUGACUGUUUCACAAAACAUCAGUCACGGACUACAUUGAAAAAAUGCAGUAUCCCCACAAUAUUUUUGAAACCAAUUCAUCCUUGUUACAAACUGAGAUGUCUAAAGAGGCUGAUCAACCAACAGGAUACCAAUGCAAGAAAGACAUUGAAAUGAGCUUAGAUGAAUUUAAUUCACCUUCAGGACCUGUACAAGAUGGGUUACUAAAUGAUGAAGUCCAUCAAAAAAAAAUGUUGCCAUGUGAAGCCCUUGCAGUUCCAAGCACAAGUUACAACACAAGCUACUGUAGCACACCAACUGAAUCUAGAACUUUAGCGGAAAUAAUUUCUAGUGUCAAAUUAGAUCACCGCUACGUGAACACCCCACAAUCUUCAAAAAAUAAAUUGGAAAGGGUCAAAAGAGCUUUGAAAAUGUCACAAGCUCGAAUUAAAGUAUUGUCACAAAAUAUGAAACGUAUGAAAUUAACCGUGUCUACUUUAAAAUCUGUAAUUGCUGAUUUAAAAAAAAAAGAAACUGGUAUGUGAUGAUUGUGUUUAUAUGUUAAAUCAGUAUGAUGGUUUCAAAACAUAACUUUUAAAAGAAUUACCAAAAAUGUGAAACGUUCUAAGUAUGCUCCAGAAUUAAGAUCAUUUGCCAUUACUUUACAUUUUCGAUCAAAUGAUAUUUACAAUUCUAUCGACAUGAAAAAAAAAUGCGAUGACUGUUUAAUGGCCGGUGAAACUGUACCACAAGAUGCAGUGUCAAAUAGGAGAAGUGGGGUAGCACUUAUUAUCCAAAAGCAAACAGGUGGUUUGACUGUGCCCUCUGUGAGUGUUGUAAACAUUUGUUUUAUGGUGGAAUCAUUAUUCCGACAAGCACUUAAUUAUAAUAACAAUAAGCCACCUAUCGAGCCUAAUUUUUCUGCAGUACUUACUGCAAAGAUACUGCAAAACCAAUGAACUGUUUCCUGAUCUAAAAGAUCACCUGAGAGACAGUUAUGUCUCAGACAAUUUUCAUAGUUACCUAAAUGUUCUUGUAUAAGAAAUAAUAACCAAAUUAUUGACAUCCGUUUGUACGCAGAAACAAAAAAAUACUCUUUAUUAGUAACUGGAGAGAAAGUAAGACAUUUUUUGACCCGGCAAAUAAAAUAGGCUCGAC